ACAGAUUUGGCAUUUUUUUUCCCUGCUCAUAAUGAGAAUAGUCCUCUUCCAAUCAGCCAAAAUGAACCUCAUGGACAUCACCAAGAUUUUCUCCCUCCUGCAGCCCGAUAAGGAGGAGGAGGACACCAACACGGGGGAGAAGCAGGCUCUCAAUCAAGCAGUGUAUGACAACGACUCUCACACCUUGGACCAGCUUUUGCGCCAGGAGCGUUACAAACGUUUUAUUAACAGCAGGAGUGGCUGGGGCGUUCCUGGAACACCUCUGCGCCUGGCCGCUUCUUAUGGCCACUUGAGCUGCUUGCGGGUCCUCCUGGCACAUGGUGCUGAUGUGGACAGUUUGGACGUCAAGGCACAGACCCCACUUUUCACUGCUGUCAGUCAUGGCCAUCUGGACUGUGUGCGGGUGCUUUUGGAAGCUGGGGCCUGUCCUGGUGGAAGCAUCUACAACAAUUGUUCUCCUGUGCUCACUGCCGCCCGUGACGGUGCUGUUGCUAUCCUGCAGGAGCUCCUAGGUCAUGGUGCUGAGGUAAACGUCAAGGCUAAACUACCAGUCUGGGCAUCAAACAUUGCUUCGUGUUCCGGCCCCCUCUAUUUGGCCGCAGUCUAUGGACACCUUGACUGUUUCCGCCUGCUUUUGCUCUAUGGGGCAGACCCUGACUACAACUGCACUGAUCGGGGUCUAUUGGCGCGUGUUCCACGGCCCCGCAGUCUCCUUGAAAUCUGUCUCCACCAUAACUGUGAGCCAGAGUACAUCCAGCUGUUAAUUGAUUUUGGUGCUAACAUCUACCUUCCAUCUCUACCCCUGGAUACAGCCUCACAAAAUGAUAAAGGUGUUGCAUUGCUGCUACAGGCUCGAGCCAGUCCACAGUCGCUGCUAUCCCAGGCGCGUUUAGUUAUCCGCAGAGCCCUGCGCCAGGCUGGCCAGCCACAAGCCAUCGACCAGCUGGAUAUUCCCCCCACGUUGAUUAGCUACCUCAAACAUCAACUGUAAUCUUGCAUUAUGCCCCGAAAUCGAAGACGACUCCAAAAACCACCUGGGGGCCCAGGUAGCUGGAGAGCACCACGACUCCUCCUACUCACCUUGUCAUGCCCUCCUGAAUUAUCCUCCACAAUAAAGUCCU
Molecule: messenger RNA, 1121 nt
Organism: Ochotona curzoniae (black-lipped pika)
Lineage: Eukaryota; Metazoa; Chordata; Mammalia; Lagomorpha; Ochotonidae
Gene: ASB12
Product: ankyrin repeat and SOCS box containing 12
Exons: 2
Coding region: 32-991 (319 amino acids)
Biological process (GO): positive regulation of transcription by RNA polymerase II; intracellular signal transduction
Cellular component (GO): nucleus
Molecular function (GO): protein binding; transcription cis-regulatory region binding
Source: RefSeq, a predicted model, not a curated record